This is a messenger RNA of Exophiala aquamarina CBS 119918, 1347 nucleotides long. RefSeq lists its product as uncharacterized. Gene Ontology annotation, molecular function: dihydrolipoyllysine-residue acetyltransferase activity. Lineage: Eukaryota; Fungi; Ascomycota; Eurotiomycetes; Chaetothyriales; Herpotrichiellaceae. Gene Ontology annotation, biological process: pyruvate decarboxylation to acetyl-CoA. The transcript has a single exon. The coding region runs from base 1 to 1347 and encodes 448 amino acids. The record is from RefSeq and is a predicted model, not a curated record. Gene Ontology annotation, cellular component: pyruvate dehydrogenase complex.
AUGGCGGCCAGACAGUCCGUUCGGUUGCUUGCACGCCAGAUUACCUCCCAAUGCUCGCACGCCCAACUCCAAGCUCGGAGAACGUUCUCACACACCUCCACUUGCCUAGCUGCACAAAAUUUCACGAUGCCUGCGAUGUCUCCGACCAUGACUGAGGGGAAUAUCUCGAGUUGGAAGGUCAAGGAAGGCGGCUCCUUCUCCAGUGGCGAUGUCCUGCUGGAAAUCGAGACGGACAAGGCUUCCAUGGACGUCGAGGCACAGGAAGAUGGUAUCGUGGCCAAGAUCUUCUCCAAUGAUGGAUCAAAGGGUAUAAAAGUGGGCACGAGGAUUGCUGUCCUCGCCGAACCCGACGAUGAUAUUUCAAGUCUCGAGAUACCUGCGGACGACUCGAAACCCGUAAAGUCAGAAGCAGACAACGUGAAGGGCGGCAAAGAUGGAAGCUAUGAGUCUUCCGGUGUCGAAAAGGAGAUCAAAGGAACACCAGAGAAGAAGCGACCCGCGAAGGACAGACCAAAGACGAGCCCAACCGGACCAGGACAGAACCCCAAGUAUCCCUUAUAUCCCUCCGUCACUGCUCUUGUCCACGAGAACCAUCUCUCUGACGAAGACGUGGCCAAGAUCCCUGCCACAGGACCCAACAACCGACUCCUGAAAGGGGAUGUUCUUGCAUUCCUGGGCACAAUUGAGCAAGACUAUCCCGCAGCACAGUCAAAACGCAUCGACGACCUCGGACAUCUCGAUCUGAGCAACAUUAAGAUCCAAGCACCCGCAACCAAGCCACCUGCCGCAACCCCUGCAGCACCAGCACCAGAAGCACAGAUCCCCCGAGUGACCUCCAUCGCGUUGAACAUCUCACUCUCGGAGGUCCUCAAGGUCCAAAAACGAAUGAAAGACACACUCGGCCUGUCCAUCCCACUAUCCACCUUCCUCGCUCGCGCCGUCGACCUCGCCAACGACGACUUGCCCCUCCCCAAGGGUGCAAAACCCUCAGCAGAUGACUUGUUCAACGCCGUCCUAGGCCUAGACACCAUCCCCACCACCUCAAGAGCCUCAUACCUACCACAUAUUGAGGCCUUCCCCAUUUCCACCACUCCAAGCAUCUCACGACCGAGCAGAACAAAAAACUCCGACCUCAUCGACAUCCUGUCGGGUAAGGUGGUCCGACGGACCGCAGCACCGCUACGGCCCGCCGAGCCCGUCGCCCCAGGGAGGAACAUCACCACCACAGGCGGCGCCGUGAACGUCUUCAGCCUAGCCGUGCCAGUGUCAGAGGAGAAGCGUGCCCGCAUCUUCCUGGAGCGUGUCAAGACAGUCCUCCAAGUCGAGCCUGGGAGGUUAGUUCUAUAA